AAUCAUUCACAUCACAACCCGGGGGGAGGGGAAGCAAGAUAUCCGCCGUGAUUGUGUUGCAAGGUCGUGAGGCCCAUCCUUGGUCAGCACCAGCAGGGAUACGCCUAACUGCCUUCUGGAAUCGCACUUUUCAAUCCCGUGACGAUGUCGUCUCCCCGUCGCUUUUGGGUGGUGGUCUGUGCGGAGGGAGAGGGUUACUGCGAUGAGGAUGCGAUGAUGGGGUUGGGUUAAUUGAAUCAAUCCUCGGCUGCCCUCGGUUUGGAGACGCAGAUUGGCGCAGUAGGCCACCACACGGCGAAGUGUAAAACAAUGCGCCCCGUUGUGCUGCUGAUGCGGUGUCUGAUGGUUUUGCUGCGAUAACGCGCUCGCUCCCGUCAUCGGGUUAUUUGCUCUGAUUUCCCCAAACAUCAUUAAGAAGGGAUCCGGAUGUGGUAGCAGCGGGCAGAUAGAUAGUGAGACAAAGCCAAGCCAGUCCAGAUACAGUGCCGAGUACUUGUGAGUGAGAAUCUGCGUCGCCCACGGUUUUCGCUUUCAUUCCGGACUCUGAAGCAGGAUGACGCGCGUGAAGGUACUGUACGACUUUCACGGUGAGCCGAACUCGUCGGAGAUAUCGAUUGCCGUGGAUGAGAUACUGACUGUGACCAACACGGAUGUCGGCGAAGGAUGGUGGGAGGGUAUGAACUCACGCGGCCAGCGUGGUCUAUUCCCGGCAGCCUACGUAGAAACGAUAGCGGACACAGCACCGACACCAUCGGCGCCAAUCAUUCCAGCAGCAGUCCCCACAACCGCCGUUACUCGCUCCACAUCACAGCAGGCCGUCGGUGGCAACCGGUACGAUCAAGCGGCCGACGGUUGGGGUGAUUAUCAGGACGAUUGGUCGGAGGAUGAUGAUGAAAAUGAAACGUACUCGGAAAUUGGACCCGGUUCGGCCGGAGCCGCUGGUGCCGCUAACGCCACACGAGGCACAAAUGGUUCUGGAGGUGCGGCCGGUGGCUAUCAACAGCAGCAGCAGCAGCAGUAUCCCCACAGUUACUAUGCCGGUAGCAGCAACCUACCAGCACCACCGAUGGGCGAUGGUGACAAUAUGUCGCUUGCUUCGACCGCCACAACCGUAGCAGGUGGUGGCCGAAGAGCAGGCGGUGCAAAAAUAUUCAGCAAAUCCGGUGACACGUAUCUGCUCGGCCUACCCGUACCGGACGUGUCCGAGUCGGAUCGGGUGCACGUGCUGGCGAUGGAGCACGGUAUCGUGUGGAAACCGAUGCGCGAUCCGUACACCGUGACGGUCGAUUCACCGAAGAAGGAAAAGAAAUUUAAUGGCCUCAAAAGCUUCAUCGCCUACCAGCUGACACCGUCGUUCACCAACAUUCCGGUCGCCCGUCGCUACAAGCACUUCGAUUGGCUGCACGAACGGUUGGUGUCCAAGUUUUGUCUCAUUCCCAUACCGCCCCUGCCGGACAAACAGAUUUCGGGCCGGUACGAUGAGGAGUUUGUGGAGCAUCGACGCGUACAGCUGCAGGAAUUCGUCGACUGGGUGUGCCGCCAUCCGGUACUGUCGGUGUGCGGUGUGUGGAUGCACUUCCUCACCUGCACCGAUGAUAAGAAAUGGAAAACGGGCAAGAGGACGGCCGAAAAGGAUCCACUCGUCGGUACGAUGUUCUGUGCCGCGAUUUUCCCACCCGAGAAGACGCUUCUACCGUCCCAGGUCGAUCCGCAGGUGGAAGCCGCCAGCUCGUUUGUGCCACAGAUGGACGCGGCCGUGAGGACACUGUUUGCGAUCUGCGGCGAUCAGUCGAAAAAGUUCCAGGUGCAGUGGAAGAAGGAGUACCAGCGUAUCGGGGAAGGCUUUUCCGAGCUGGCCCGUGCGCUCGGUGUCGAUGAGCGCCGGGCGGUGACGCAGAUCAGUCUGGCGAACUCGGUCGGCCAGGCGGCCGGUGUGUUCAUCUGCAUCGGCCAACUGUUCGGUGAGCAGCCGAAGCACGAUUUUAUUCCAUUCUCCGAUCGGUUACACAUCUACCGGGGGCUGCUGGGCGAGUGGCCCGACACGCUCAGCGAGUACCGGAAUGCGGUCCAGAAGCGCAAGGACUGCGAGCGGUUGACGGCGGAGCAGAAGAUGGAGAAUGGGCAGCUGCAGGAGGUGAACCGACGGGUUGACGUCAUGUCGUAUGGGCUGCUGGCCGAGAUGUCUCACUUCCGCGAGGAGCGCGAUACACACCUAAAGGACACGAUAAGACAAUUCAUCGGCGCACAGAUCGAAUUCUACAAGUCUAUUGUACAGAAGCUGGAACAAGCUCAGGGUUUUUUCUAGGCGAGCGGUGAAUGAUGAUGGUGAUGAUGAUGAUGAUAUGAUGAUGUUGCGCGAACGAACGAAUGGAAAGCAGAAUGUGCCUUUAGAGAGUAGAGCACCAGACCAAAACCAAGUCGACGAACAACGGAUUGGGCGGAUGAUAGGGAACCGAACUGCCUAAGGACGAGUGAAAGAGUGUGCAAGAGAGAGAGAGCAAGGGAGUGAGAGAGAGGAUACAUAAUUCCAAGAGCGCAGGGCUAGUGAUUACGUUCCUUGCCAAAACUGGUUUACUGUGUCACUAUUGCUUGAUUCUGUACGUACUAUUACCUUUUUCUAAUAUUGUAUAAAACAUGUUGGUGCACUUUAUGAAGCCACCGUUAGCCACCGGAACCACGUGCGGUUUUUUUAUAAACAUUUUUCACUCUCCUCCUAAAUAAUCUAAUUAGAGCGAAACGGUACAUAAUAUUAUAAUGAAUACCGUAAUAUAGUCUGUUCAGGUAUUCAAACUUA
Anopheles aquasalis is the source of this 2794-nucleotide messenger RNA. It is a transcript of the gene SH3PX1, whose product is annotated as sorting nexin 33-like protein SH3PX1. The record is from RefSeq and is a predicted model, not a curated record. Gene Ontology annotation, biological process: plasma membrane tubulation; endocytosis; endosomal transport. Gene Ontology annotation, cellular component: plasma membrane; cytoplasmic vesicle. Gene Ontology annotation, molecular function: phosphatidylinositol binding; protein binding. Lineage: Eukaryota; Metazoa; Arthropoda; Insecta; Diptera; Culicidae.